GUUCGGAUGACAUCUUCCGGGUCGACUUAAAGUUCGGCGGUGCUGCAUCCACACACACAAAAAAAGACGCAGACCCCUGCAAAGGUGGAGUGCUGUGUGCCCUGCUGACCUCCUGCUGCUGUGUGUGCGUGCACCAUGGCCACACUCCUACGCGUGGUUGCGGCCGGCUGCUCGGCCCCCAUCUUCAGCGGCGCGUCCUUUUUAAAACUGCAGAGUGUCCCCACUUUCAAAACCACAUGCGUGCGAUUCUUCAGGAUCAAUCACGCUCUCGGAAGAUGUGCCAGUCCAGGAAUUCCCUACAAGCAAAUUACAGUUGGCGUCCCAAAAGAAAUUUUCCAAAAUGAGCGACGUGUGGCGUUGUCUCCUGCUGGUGUCCAGGCCCUUAUCAAACAAGGCUUCAAUGUUGUCGUGGAAACCGGCGCGGGAGAGUUUUCAAAAUUCCAAGAUGAGCAAUAUGCCCAGGCUGGGGCUUCAAUUAAAGACCUCAAAGAUGUAUUUGCAUCUGAUGUGUUGGUCAAGGUCCGUGCUCCUGUUUUCAACCCCGACCUGGGCAAACAUGAGGUGGAGCUGAUGAAGGACGCGGCCACUUUGAUCAGCUUCAUCUACCCGGCUCAGAACCCCGAGCUGAUGGACAUGCUGUCUCAGAAGAAAGCCACCGUCUUGGCUAUGGACCAAGUGCCCCGAGUCACUAUCGCUCAGGGUUAUGAUGCCCUGAGCUCCAUGGCCAAUAUUGCAGGGUACAAGGCUGUCGUGCUGGCUGCGAACAGCUUUGGGCGCUUUUUCACAGGACAAAUCACUGCGGCCGGGAAGGUGCCACCAGCCAAGGUGCUGAUCAUUGGAGGCGGGGUGGCUGGACUUGCAGCAGCCGGCAGCGCCAGAGCCAUGGGGGCCAUCGUUCGAGGCUUUGACACCAGGGCUGAUGCUUUGGACCAGUUCAAGUCUUUGGGUGCCGAGCCACUGGAGGUGGACUUCAAGGAGUCUGGAGAGGGCCAAGGUGGCUACGCAAAAGUGAUGUCAAAAGAGUUCAUUGAGGCCGAGAUGAAGCUCUUUGCCAAACAGUGUCAGGAGGUGGACAUCGUCAUCAGCACCGCACUCAUUCCCGGUAAGCGGGCCCCCAUCCUUAUCACCAAACCAAUGAUCGAGAGCAUGAAGGACGGAUCGGUGGUGGUGGACCUGGCUGCUGAGGCCGGGGGGAACAUCGAGACCACGGUGCCCGGGGAGUUGUCUGUAUACAAUGGUGUAACCCAUAUUGGGUACACAGACCUGCCCAGCCGCUUGCCCACGCAGUCAAGCACGCUGUACUCAAACAACAUCACAAAGCUGGUGCGCGCCAUCAGUCCGGACAAGGACAACUUUUACCUUGAUGUGAAGGAAGAGUUUGACUUUGGGACCAUGGACCACGUUGUCAGAGGCUCCGUUGUCAUGCAGAACGGAAAGAUCCUCUUCCCGGCACCUCCGCCCAACAACAUGCCCACCGCCGCUCCGCCGAAAACCAAGUCGGUCAAGGAGCUGGCGGCCGAGAAGACUUCCCAAAUCACUCCUUUCAGAGCGACGCUAACCUCUGCUAGCGCGUACACUGGAGGCAUGGCUACACUCUUGGGUUUGGGUCUGGCGGCUCCCAACGCCGCCUUCACGCAGAUGGUCACCACCUUCGGCUUGGCGGGCAUCGUGGGAUACCACACCGUGUGGGGCGUCACCCCCGCCCUCCACUCGCCGCUCAUGUCCGUGACCAACGCCAUCUCAGGUCUUACGGCCGUGGGUGGCCUGUCCCUAAUGGGAGGUGGUUACGCCCCAUCAAGCACUGCAGAGACACUGGCCGUGCUCGCCGCCUUCAUCUCCUCAGUCAACAUAGCUGGUGGUUUCCUGGUGACUCAGAAGAUGUUGGACAUGUUCAAGCGUCCCACCGAUCCCCCGGAGCACAACUACCUCUAUCUGCUCCCGGGCGGUUUGUUUGUGGGCGGAUACGCCGCAGCGCUGCACUCGGGAUACAACAUUGAGCAGAUGAUGUACUUGGGCUCCGGAAUGUGCUGCGUCGGCGCCUUGGCGGGUCUCUCCAAUCAGUCCACAGCCCGUCUGGGCAACGCCUUGGGGAUUAUGGGAGUGACCGGGGGCAUCGUCGCCACCCUGGGCGCGCUCAAGCCGAGUCCCGAGCUCCUGGCGCAGAUGAGCGCCGCCAUGGCCGUCGGCGGCACCGCCGGGCUGACCAUCGCUAAGCGAAUCCAGAUUACCGACCUGCCCCAGCUGGUGGCCGCCUUCCACAGUCUGGUGGGCUUGGCCGCCGUACUCACCUGCGUGGCCGAAUACAUGGUGGAGUACCCGCACUUUGCCACAGACCCCGCGGCCAAUCUCACCAAGAUCGUGGCCUACCUGGGCACCUUCAUCGGCGGGGUCACUUUCAGCGGCUCUUUGGUGGCUUACGGCAAACUGCAAGGUAUGCUGAACAGCGCCCCCUUGAUUCUCCCCGCCCGCCACGCCCUCAACGCUUCUCUGAUGGCCGGCAGCAUCGGGGGGAUGAUCCCCUACAUGCUGGACCCCAGCUACGUCACAGGCAUCACCUGCCUGGGCUCCGUCUCGGCUCUGUCGGCCAUCAUGGGAGUAACCUUAACGGCGGCCAUCGGGGGUGCCGACAUGCCGGUGGUGAUCACCGUGCUGAACAGCUACUCGGGAUGGGCCUUGUGCGCCGAGGGUUUCCUGCUCAAUAACAAUCUCCUGACCAUCGUCGGAGCCCUCAUCGGAUCUUCCGGUGCAAUUCUGUCGUACAUCAUGUGUGUGGCAAUGAACCGCUCGCUGGCCAACGUGAUCUUGGGAGGCUACGGCACGUCUUCCACAGGCACCGGGAAGCCCAUGGAGAUCACGGGGACGCACACCGAGGUCAACAUUGAUCAGACUGUGGAGAUGAUUAAAGAGGCCCAGAGCAUUAUUAUCACUCCAGGUUAUGGUCUUUGUGCUGCCAAGGCUCAGUACCCCAUCGCAGAAUUGGUGAAGAAUCUCAAAGAUGCUGGCAAGGACGUUCGGUUCGGUAUCCACCCCGUCGCCGGCCGUAUGCCCGGUCAGCUCAACGUGUUGUUGGCUGAAGCCGGCGUCCCUUACGACAUUGUCCUGGAGAUGGAGGAAAUCAAUGAAGACUUCCCUGAGACCGACUUGGUCCUAGUGAUCGGCGCCAAUGAUACUGUAAACUCCGCCGCCCAGGAAGACCCCAACUCCAUCAUCGCCGGCAUGCCCGUGCUGGAGGUCUGGAAGGCCAAGCAGGUGGUGGUGAUGAAACGCUCGCUGGGCGUGGGCUACGCCGCCGUGGACAACCCCAUCUUCUACAAGCCUAACACGGCCAUGUUGCUGGGCGACGCCAAGAAGACGUGCGACGCCCUGCAGGGCAAGGUCCGUGAGGCUCACUGAGCUGCUGUCUCCGUCAAAGUACAAUCACGCAAAAAAGGGAACCACAUCGAGACCCGGCGGCAUUGCGUCAUCUUUGCGCCAGUCCCGUCAACACUCUACAAUAAGACAAAUGGCAGCGUUUAGCGUUCAUAUGAUAUUGGUGUCGUGUUUUUUUUUAGCAUUUAGAUGAAGGAAGGGUCUGCCCUACACAUAGAGGAGAUCCCUAUUGUGGAAGAGUAUGUUACAUGUUUGAAAUCACACUUUUUAGUAAAUAGAUAAAUAAUUAGUGUUUUUUUUCCCCCAUCAAUAACCAAUAUGAUUUUUUUGUUUUUUCUGACAAUCUAUUUUUAGCAUUUAGUUUUGUUACCAGCGGGAAAAACAAGCAAUACGAUCAAAACCGUUUUCUACAAUCUUUUCUUUUACAGGUUUAUACCGUGUUGAAAAACCUUUACGGAAGCCACGGUCGCUUCUUGAAUUAUGAUUUGGGCCUCGUAGUGGACCUUAAAAAAAAACACAUCUGUAUCUGUAUUCAUGAUAAUCUGGACAACCAACAUGAGAUGUAUUUACGCCUUAGAUAAACAUGAAAAAUGUGGGGAAUAGCUUUUUAAUGGACAAUGAUGAGAUGUUGCGUCCAGAUAUUUCAGCGCACACGUGUGGGGAAGCUGUAUCUGUUUCCAACAAAUGGGUAAUCUGGCGUUUGUGUCAUUGCCUCACAGCCAGAUUGUUGAACAGUCCCCAUUUGGUUGCAAUUCAUGCCACAUCAAAGCCCUUAUUUUGACCUGUUAGUCUGAUUUUACACUGCAGGUCCAAGUGAUAAAUUUAUUUAAUCUUCCUAUUAAGAUGAAUCGUACAUAAACGUUGGAAACAAACCGUUAUUAAAGAUUAAAUCGGAAAAAAUAUUGAACUUCAAAGUGAAAUAUAACUGAACUGUACUUGGGCAGUGAUUCUUUUAUCUGCCACUAGGGGAAGUGCUACACUUUGGAAGCGGCUGAUUCAGUGCAAUUUAUUUUUCCUAAUUGCAAGCAAAAAAAAAAUAAAUCUAAUUUCUAACGUAAACCAUGCAGUGUAAAUCCAGCCUUAUUCAAAUUCGUACCAUCACAAUUAACAUCAAGUACAUCCGAGUCAAACGGUUGUACAGUGUAUAGCGCUUGACAUUAUUUUUCCUGGUUCGAGGAACAACAAGACUUUUGUAGAUGACCUGCUGAUGUGUACUAACCCCUGGGACCCUUCCACCAUUUUGACCACCAUGUUUCUUUCUACCUCUUCACACAGACACACAUGACCAAUAACGUUUCAUAUUGAUUCAUUUCCAUAUUGAUUUUAUGUAACCUUCCUCAUCUUUAGUGUGUCGAUGAACCAUCAAACCUCAGUUUGCCGCUGUCUAGUCGAGUUGUUGCUAAUAUCCAGUGUGCUAACUCAAUAUUAAAAGGUCGUUGCCCAAACCUAAACCUGAUCAAUUUAUCGAGGCCAUUUCCAAUGUACAUUCUCUGUCACCCAAAACGGAAAGUAUUUUUGUAACGUGACAUUUGUCAAGCACAGCUAUUUGGAUUAGAAGCGUGAAUGCACCAUAAUAGGAAAAUGUACUGUGAAUGUUCUUUUCCGCUUUUGUUUAUCAUAUGGAGCAUCAUCCCUAAUAAAUAAACUUGUAAUUAAAAUAGA
Messenger RNA from Syngnathus typhle (broad-nosed pipefish), 5031 nucleotides. It is a transcript of the gene nnt, whose product is annotated as nicotinamide nucleotide transhydrogenase. Lineage: Eukaryota; Metazoa; Chordata; Actinopteri; Syngnathiformes; Syngnathidae. Gene Ontology annotation, cellular component: mitochondrial inner membrane. Gene Ontology annotation, biological process: NADPH regeneration; proton transmembrane transport. The record is from RefSeq and is a predicted model, not a curated record. Bases 136 to 3393 code for a protein of 1085 amino acids. The transcript is spliced from 22 exons. Gene Ontology annotation, molecular function: NADP binding; NAD binding.